Tetrahymena thermophila SB210 is the source of this 1713-nucleotide messenger RNA. RefSeq names its product RNA recognition motif 1 in heterogeneous nuclear ribonucleoprotein hnRNP protein. Gene Ontology annotation, cellular component: ribonucleoprotein complex; nucleoplasm. The record is from RefSeq and is a predicted model, not a curated record. The transcript is spliced from 3 exons. Gene Ontology annotation, biological process: regulation of RNA splicing. Gene Ontology annotation, molecular function: RNA binding. Lineage: Eukaryota; Ciliophora; Oligohymenophorea; Hymenostomatida; Tetrahymenidae.
AUGAAUCAAGGUUUUGAUUAUUUAAUAGUAUUAACAUCAGGUUAAACAAAAGAAUUGGAGAGAAACAAUUAGGAGGAAUAGAAAUAGAGCACAAGCAACAAUCUUUAAAAUUAACUCCAAGAAGAUAAUGAUUCUACUGAGUAGCUUGGAAGGAUGAUAGAGUUUAAUUGGUGCAUUUACGAUACUAAAAAGUAAAUCGUCACUGAAUAGUUCUAAAGAUUCAUCAAGGGAGAAGAUUUCUUAGUUAAUAAUGAGACUCUUACCAAAAAUAAAAUCACUCUUAGCAAGUUCGAUGGUGCAUUGCUAUUUAGCAAGCUUAUUUAGGAGUUUAAUGAUUACACAUAUACUAAUUUCACACGCUAAAACAAGAGUUUCUGCAUAGUCACUUACGGAGAUGCUCUCAUGACUAGAAUCUUACCCAGAGAAGCUUAAUUUAAUCAAAUGAAACUUGCUUCCCACUUUUUCACUUAUUUUGACAUAAGAAAUGAAUUCAAAAAGAAUUUCUCUCAUGCCAUAUCUAUCAAAACACUACAUGAAAUGUUAACAUACACUAAUCUCCAAGAAAAACCACUUUUAGACUAAUCUAUAGGGUAAUUUGAAAUGAGCAACAUAGUAAGAUUAGUAAAUAUGCUUGUAAGAAGCGGAUAUGUCUUCAAUCAUCCUAAAUUGAUCAAUAACUCUUAUCAAGUUGUGUUAGACAAUUAGGACUCUAAGACUAGAUAUAUUCAAUCAAGAGAAAAGAAGUCAAAAAAUAAUUAUGUCAGAGGCAGAAGCCCUGAACCAUUUAAAAACCUUUCACAAUAACAUUUUAUUCGCAUAAGAGGCCUUCCUUACUCUGCAAGAGAACCUGAAAUCUACGAAUUACUUAAAAAUAUUAGGAUUUAUAAAGAGGAUAUUGCUUUUCUUUAUGAUAGCGAAGGUAAAUUCUCUGGAGAAGCAUAUGUAAGAGUUUACAGCUAGCUAGAUAAACAAGAAGCUUUGUGCUACAAUUUAAAUAAGGUUGAAGGAAGAUUUGUUGAGAUUUUCGAAACUACAGAAAAUGAAUUUAAUAGAGCUAAAAUUUCUUAAUUCCCAGAAAAGAGAAAUCAAGAUGAUGAGCUACCAAAUGAAACUCAAUUUGAUCUCAAUAAAAUAGUCACUGAAGGAGCAGGAGUAGUAAGAAUUAGAGGCUUACCCUACUCUUGUACUGAAGAAGAUAUUAAAAAAUUCUUUAAAGGAUUAACUAUUUUACAAGGAGGUAUUAAGAGAGCUAUUCUUGGUGGCAGACCUGGAGGAGAGUGUUUUGUAAUAUUUUAAAACAAGGAUGAUGCUCAUAAAGCUCUUAAUUUUCAUAUGGAAAAAAUUCACAACAGAUUUAUAGAAGUUUUCUUAGCCACAGUUAAGGAAUUCGAAAAUUAUAUGGCACAUAACUUUGUUAAUUCUGCUCCUGUUUAUAGUAAAGAUAACAUGCCAAAUAUUCCACAAGAGAAAAGAAAAUCAACUCUCAUGGUUAUGGGAAUGCCUUUCAGUGUAACUAAAUAAAAGAUUUUAGAGUUCUUCAAAGGAUUUGACAUCAAUGAAAGAGAAAUACAUCUUCUUUGCUCUCAUACUGGCAAAUUUAGUGGAUCAGCUCUCGUUACAUUCGAAGACGAGCUUGAAGCCCAAAGAGCUCUAAAAACAAAGAAUUUCUCAUAUAUUGAAAAUAGAUAUUUAGAAUUAUUUGAGUAUAAAUGA